GAGACUGUUGUUGGCUCAUGUUUCUUUCAGUCUGGUUGUUAGUCCUUCAUUUUGGUUUUAUGUUGGAUGUUGUUUAAAAUAUGAUGGAUCCUAGUGACUAUAAAUAUGCAACCAACAGUCAAGUUUUGUUAUUGUGAACCAUUUUGGAUUAUUUUAUUAUUUUUAAUUAUCCAUCAUUUCGGUGUUUACAUUUGUGCUCAAAAAACAUCAGUGGUUCUUCUUGACACUACAAGGGAAAGCUCAUUAGACUGGACUAGAUAUCCUUAUGGACCUCAAUCAAAAACACCUGGAUGGGUUGAAGAAAGUUUCACCAAUUUUGAAAGAGGUAUCAACUGGAGAUCUUAUGUAGUCUGUGAUGUAGCUUAUAAAAAUGUAAAUAAUUGGCUUUGGACGCCAUUCAUUGAAAGACAUGAUGCCAAUAGGAUUUACAUUGAGAUUAAAUUCUCAAUGAGAGACUGUAAUCUAUUCCCAGGAAUGGCAUUAUCGUGUAAAGAGACUUUUUCCCUCCUUUAUCAUGAAUUUGAUUCAGCAAAGGAACAAGAUCCACCGCCAUGGGAACCUGAAUCGUACAAAUUAAUCGACAGAAUAGCUGCCGAUGAAGGACGAUUUACAUCAAAUAGUGAGACCAUCAUAAAUACUGAGGUACGAAGUAUACCCGUCAGUAAAAAAGGAGUUUACUUUGCCUUCCGUGAUCAAGGAGCUUGCCUUUCACUAAUGGCGAUUAAAAUUUUUUACGUUGCCUGUCCCAAUAUAACAACCAACUUUGCUCACUUUUCAUCAACCCCAACGGGCAAAGAGUUAACUGCCAUUGUACCCGCCGAGGGAACUUGUGUUCCAAAUGCCGUUGAAAUUGAAAAGCCAAGAUUACUCUGUAAAGGUGAUGGUAACUGGACCCUUCCCUCAGGAGGCUGUGAAUGCAUGCCAGGCUAUGAACCUUUGGGACAAUCUUGUCAAGUUUGUCCACCAGGGACUUUCAAACCUUCUCCCGGUAGUGAAUUAUGUGGACCAUGUCCAACUCACAGUACUGCCCUUUAUCGUGGAUCAACUGAAUGUCGCUGUGAUCGUGGUUACUAUCGAGCAUCUAAAGAUCCUAAAUGGUUUCCCUGUACACAACCUCCAUCAGCGCCUCAAAAUUUAACAAUUAAAGAUGUUGACCAAUCUAGUGUGCUUCUUACCUGGUCACCACCAAAAUAUUUGGGUGGACGUAAUGAUACUCUUUACCGAGUUGAAUGUGAACAGUGUCCAUCAACAACAACCUAUCUGCCUUCAUCGGAAUCAAUCAAUGAAACUAAAGUAACAAUCCAAGGCCUUAAUCCAUCAUCAACUUACCGUUUCAUCGUUUAUUCCGAGAACGGUGUUUCAGGCUCUGAAUUGAGCCAAUUUAUCGAUAUAACCGUAACUACAGAGCCAUCAGGUUAUAUAUCGUUGGUUAUCACUGAAGAUGACAAUGGACACAAGUUUAAUACUAAUCCAAUCCCAGGUAUAACCAAUAUUAGAAUUGUUAAUGUUAAAAGCUCUGAAAUUAAAUUAUCCUGGAAUCCAUUGGGCGAUGGUUUAAUGGAUGAUCUUGAACGUUAUGAGGUUAAAUAUUACCCCAAGGGGGCUGAAAGAAACAUAUCAACUGCUUUUACCACCAAAGAAGAGAUUGUCUUGAAAAAUCUUCAAGACAAAACUGAUUAUGCAUUUCAGAUUCGAGGUAAACUCAUCUCAGGAUGGACUGAAUUUAGUAAACCAGUAUAUCAACGAACCGGUCAAUUAGUUGGAAGUACAGCUUACAUUGGUGAAGAUGAUUCAGUUCAAGUGCGAAUCAUUGCUGGUGUUACAAUUGCCAUUGUGGUCCUUGUUGUUGUCAUCGGUGUCAUGAUUGUUCUCUACUUAAGAAGAAACACUGACGAGUGCAACAAGAAGCAACCAAGUGACUGUGAUACUCUUGAAUAUACUCGGAAUGGCGAUGUACCUUCACUAGAGCAUCCACCAAUAGUGCCAACAGCAAGAUUUAACUCACCAUUCUCAGUGACCACACCAUUAUUUACACACUGUGGCACCUCCAGAGCCUAUGUUGAUCCUCAUACAUACGAAGAUCCUCACCAAGCAAUUAGAGAGUUUACUCGAGAGAUUGAUGCAUCACAUAUCACAAUUGAGGCCAUCAUUGGCGGAGGUGAAUUUGGUGAUGUUUGCCGAGGUAAACUGAAAAUUCCAGGUCGACCUGAAGUUACAGUUGCCAUUAAAACAUUAAAACCUGGAGCUGCUGAUAAAGCUCGAAUGGAUUUCCUUACUGAAGCAUCCAUUAUGGGACAAUUUGAUCAUCCAAAUGUAAUUUAUUUACAAGGAGUUGUAACCAAAAGUAAUCCCAUCAUGAUAAUCACUGAAUACAUGGAUAAUGGAUCUCUUGAUGCCUUUUUAAGGGCAAAUGAAGCUAAAUUUCAAAUUAUCCAAUUGGUAGCCAUGUUGAGAGGAAUUGCUGCUGGAAUGCAAUAUUUAUCAGAAAUAAAUUAUGUUCAUAGGGAUUUAGCAGCACGCAAUGUGCUUGUCAAUGCUGCUUUAGUUUGUAAAAUUGCUGAUUUUGGCCUUUCACGGGAGAUUGAAAGUGCUAAUGAAGGCGCCUACACAACAAGGGGAGGAAAAAUUCCAGUUCGUUGGACAGCACCAGAAGCCAUUGCAUUCCGUAAAUUUACCUCUUCAAGUGAUGUCUGGAGUUUUGGUAUUGUUUGCUGGGAAGUUUUAUCUUAUGGUGAAAGGCCGUAUUGGAAUUGGUCUAAUCAAGAUGUAAUUAAAGGAAUUGAAAAAGGUUAUCGACUUCCUCCGCCAAUGGAUUGUCCAGAGGCUCUUCACCAAUUAAUGUUGGAUUGUUGGCAGAAAGAUCGUUCAACUAGACCAACCUUUUCACAAAUUGUUAAAACUUUAGACAAAUUAAUGAGAUGCCCUGAAAGUUUGCAAAAAAUUGCACCAACAAGAUAUCCACCUUUGGAUCCUUUUGGUGAUCCAGUUAUUCCUGAUGUAGUCCAGUUCAAGACAAUUGAUGAAUGGUUAUCUAGUAUUAAACUGACCCGUUAUCGACCCAACUUUGAAGCUGCUGGACUAACCAAUAUAACAUCCGUCUUCCAUUUGAUGCCUCAAGAUCUCUCCUUACUAGGAAUUACAGUUGUCAGCCAUCAAAAGAAGAUAUUGACAAGUUUACAAAAUUUGCGAGCUCAGACAAGCAUUGGAACACCUGAAGGAUUCCUUGUUUAACCAGUUUUUUCAUCAUAGAUUUAAUUCACUUGCAAUUAUUGGAAAUUAUUUCAAGAAAAAAUGGAACUAAAAUGGAACCCAAUUUUGGUCCAUUUACAUGAAUUUGUUUCUUUUCUUGGUUUUAUUCAUUCUUUUCCAAUGAAUAUCGACUGAGAUAAUUUUCAAGAUCUCUUCCAGUUUUACUUUGAUAAAUUUUGGAUGCAAUUUGGAAUCAACCAAGGAAUUAGGAAAAUUAAAAUGACAAUCAACUAUCACACAAAGCAAAGGCCUUCCAAAGUUCUCAAUCAACUGUUAAACCUUUUCUAUUUAUCAAUUAACUUGGACAGUUUAAUAUCUUGAUGUUUGGCCAUUUAUAUCAAGAUAAUGGAUUAAGUUUACAACUGGACAUCAAUCCUGACUCUUCCCAAGAUUAACCUAAACUCGCUUUUUGAUGCAUACUCAGGCUCAUGAUAAUCUGUUAAUUUCAACUGGACUGUCAACUUGUUAAUUAACGGAACAAAUGCUCAACAAUUUUUGGUGCUUUUUUUGCAAAUCCUCGACUAAAGACACACUCAUAAUUGUAAAAAUCAACCCAAAAAAUGUAUCUAAUUUUCUAGGUUGAUUUAUGUCUUGAUUUAUUGCUAUUGCAAUUUGGUUUUGUUUUAAUCAAUUUCAUGCUUUUCCACAUUAAUCUAAAUUGUUUAAUCGAAAUUCCAAUGAAAAGAUUAACAAUCCAAAAGAAAUAUUAAUUGGAAAAGCAAAAGAGAUUAAAAUAAUCCCAUUCGAAUUGUGAUUUUCUGUUGGAAAAGACUAAACCAAAAUAGCAAAUCAAGCAAAAUUAACUAAUUAUGCAUUCUAAUUAAGUAUAAUGUAAUAUACAAAAUCUAUAAAUAAUUUGUAAAUGUAUUUAUAUGUCAAUUGUAACACCAAUCAGGUAACCAAUCAAUUUAAUUUGAUUGGUUACCUUUCCAUCAACUCCUCUUUUCUCUCAUUUUGUUUUCUUCUCUUGAUUGUUGUACAAACUGUAAAUACAAGUUUACAAACUUAAUUACAUGAACAAAGAAACAUCAACCUCAUAGGGAAUCGAAAGAGCAAUAUAAUUAUCAUGACAAUUUGUUUCUCCAACAAUCAAGACAAUGUAACAAGAUCACAAAAUUAUGGCGACAAUUGAACUGCUUUUGAUUCCCAUUUUUCCCUCUUCCUUUUAAUCAAUUUGACUGGUUGACAAUGUCCAAAAUUUCAAAUUAUUUUUCAUCCAACUUUUUCUGUUACAAAAUUUUGGAGCUUUGAAAAUGUCUUUUCUGGUUCUUUUUUGGAUUCUACAGAAAAUAUGUUUUCUGGUUUCAUUGUUUGGUCACAUUUGAAUCUAUUUUUUUCUUCAUUUCUUUCUAUGCACUUCUAGUAAUUGUUGUUACCAACUUAAUUUUGGAAUCAUCAGUUCAAUUGUCUGUUCAUAAUCUAUGUCAUUCUCAUUUUCAGCUUUUCUUAAGCAAACCCAAAAAUCUAAGUCAUUGGAGUUACAUUCAAACUGUAAAUUUAAUUGUAACAAAGAUUAUAAAAUAAAUGCAAAAUUAUUUUUUGACAUGAAAAA
Messenger RNA from Tetranychus urticae (two-spotted spider mite), 4801 nucleotides. RefSeq names its product Eph receptor tyrosine kinase (gene Eph). Gene Ontology annotation, molecular function: ATP binding; transmembrane-ephrin receptor activity; protein binding. Gene Ontology annotation, biological process: protein phosphorylation; ephrin receptor signaling pathway; axon guidance. The record is from RefSeq and is a predicted model, not a curated record. Lineage: Eukaryota; Metazoa; Arthropoda; Arachnida; Trombidiformes; Tetranychidae. Gene Ontology annotation, cellular component: plasma membrane; dendrite.